CAUGGACACUAUAAAGCAGAUGUAUGAGCAGAUAGGAGGCUAAUUUGUGAUCGACAUGAGAGGAAUUACGCUUCUGGGUUUGGUGGGAUUCAUUCUCACAGCCUCGUGGCCUAAAGGAAGCAUGGUGCCGCUAACCAUGCCCACAUCACCUAAACCGAUCCAAGACACAAGACCUCUGAUCAGUGUCUGGAACCCUCUUGACAAUGACUCUGGUUUUCCGCAGCUGCCAGCAGGUAUACAUCCGAUGGAAAAUGAGAAUGGAACUAACACAACAACCAACUCAUCAAUGGUACUACAGGAUCGCAGAAACUAUAUAAUACAGUUAAAUGGUACUCGGGAAGUAGUUGACAACACAGAUGGGUUCCAACCACCUCCUGAUGGAGAGGACACCCAGUGGCCUAAAGGAAGCAUGGUGCCGCUUACCAAGGACACAAGACCUCUGAUCAGUGUCUGGAACCCUCUUGACAAUGACUCUGGUUUUCCGCAGCUGCCAGCAGGUAUACAUCCGAUGGAAAAUGAGAAUGGAACUAACACAACAACCAACUCAUCAAUGGUACUACAGGAUCGCAGAAACUAUAUAAUACAGUUAAAUGGUACUCGGGAAGUAGUUGACAACACAGAUGGGUUCCAACCACCUCCUGAUGGAGAGGACACCCAGGGAAAAAACUAAAAAUGAAAGACGACACGUCAGAGGGCUUAACUCAUUAGAUACAAAUACAUGUUGAUCCCUAAUGGAGAAGUACCGCCAUCAGGAUGUAAAAACACCAGGCAUAUCAUCAUUCUGCUACUGCUUCUUUUCAUUAAACAUUUCAUCAAAACCAUUA
Perca fluviatilis (European perch) is the source of this 824-nucleotide messenger RNA. RefSeq lists its product as uncharacterized. The record is from RefSeq and is a predicted model, not a curated record. NCBI's taxonomy places the organism in Eukaryota, Metazoa, Chordata, Actinopteri, Perciformes, Percidae. The transcript has 13 exons. Bases 56 to 670 code for a protein of 204 amino acids.